UGCACUUCCGGUCGGCGCUAAAGCGUGCUGCUGCUGGGUUUGUGAAGCUCAAACGUAACCGUGACGAAAAGACUUCAACCUUUUGAUUUUGCGAAUUAUAACUCUUUAAUUUAAAUAAAAAAUGAGUUUACCGCUCAACCCAAAGCCUUUCCUGAACGGUCUGACAGGAAAACCUGUGAUGGUGAAGCUGAAGUGGGGGAUGGAGUACAAAGGCUACCUGGUGUCUGUGGAUGGAUACAUGAACAUGCAGCUGGCAAACACAGAGGAGUACGUCGAUGGAGCUUUGGCGGGACAUCUUGGUGAAGUUCUUAUCAGGUGCAACAAUGUUUUAUACAUCAGAGGUGUAGAAGAGGAGGAGGAAGAUGGAGAAAUGAGGGAGUGAUUCGCUGGUUGGAUCUGAUUUGUGUUUGUAUAGCUCUGCGUGGA
This is a messenger RNA of Austrofundulus limnaeus, 426 nucleotides long. It is a transcript of the gene snrpf, whose product is annotated as small nuclear ribonucleoprotein polypeptide F. Gene Ontology annotation, molecular function: RNA binding. The coding region runs from base 122 to 382 and encodes 86 amino acids. The transcript has 4 exons. The record is from RefSeq and is a predicted model, not a curated record. Gene Ontology annotation, cellular component: catalytic step 2 spliceosome; pICln-Sm protein complex; U1 snRNP. Gene Ontology annotation, biological process: spliceosomal snRNP assembly; mRNA splicing, via spliceosome. NCBI's taxonomy places the organism in Eukaryota, Metazoa, Chordata, Actinopteri, Cyprinodontiformes, Rivulidae.